AACACAUUUGAUUUCUUAAUUUUCACAGCUGAAAAUCUGUUUCCACGGGCCGUGUUGUCGUAUGUUUGUGGCGCAGAAACGUGUGUGUUAUCAGGGCUCUGGCGGGCGUGCGUUACCGUUUCACCCCGCUGUUCCGCACAAGCUUUUGUUAGAGCGAUUCAAGCUGCUCCCUGUCUUGUGUCUUCUCCAUUUAUUUACUUAAAUUGUUUGAGGCGUGCAAGUUAGUCAGGAAAUACCUAGCCUAAUUAUUUAAAAAAAAAAACUAUAGAGUUGUGCAUUCGCACAACAUGCGGAACAAACCCGAACAGGUCCUGUUAUUCGCGGCGCAGAUAAGGAUGAUUCCCAAACAUAUAUAAUCCGUAAUCCGCUAGCGUGUGCUUCUCCUUUGUAUUAUAUAACGCGCUCUAGAUAGAUCUGCCAGCAUCCCUCUACCUAGAGCCUUAGAUUCUAGCAGUUUGUGAAUAUGCUGCACACCUUGGUACAUGCGAAAAGUGAAUAAUGGAGUUCCUGCUCGGAGGGGUGGCCGCUGUGUUAGCCAACGUAGUCUGCAACCCACUGGAUGUGGUGAAGAUCCGGAUGCAGCUGCAGGGCGAGCUGCUGGCACGGGGCGAGUACAAGGUGCACUACAAGAACGUCUUCCACGCCUUCUACGCGAUCGGCAAGGCGGACGGCGUGCUCGCCCUGCAGAGGGGCCUCGUCUCCUCGUCGGCGCACCAGUUCAUCCUCAACGCCACCCGACUCGGCGCCUUCCACUUUGCUGAAGUCCGCGGCUGGACCACGGACGAGACCGGAAUGCGUACCUCGCUGCCCAAGAGCGUGCUCGUUUCCUCGGUGGCAGGAGGCAUCGGUGCCAUUGCAGGAAGUCCGUUUGAUUUGGUGAAAACGCAGAUGCAGUCUUACUCGAACAGUAAUAUCGCAGUCGGCCACCAACACAGGCACCUCGGGAUGGUGUCCACUUUUAGACAGAUUUACUGGGAACACGGCCUAAAAGGUCUGUGGCGCGGCGCCAACAGCACCGUGCCCAGGAUGGCCGUCGCUUCGGCGGCUCAACUCACUUCGUUCGACAUUUUCAAAAGACACUUGAACCAAACAAAGCUCUUGUCGGACGAAGUCAAAAUCAACUCGUUGGUGUCCAGCGUGCUGAGCAGUGUUGUCACCGUCAUAGUGAAAACGCCUUUCGACAUCGUCUCAACCAGAAUCUACAACCAAGGAGUGGACGCUCGAGGAAGAGGUCUGCUGUACUCGGGGGUUGUCAACUGCUUCGUCAAGAUAAUAAAAACUGAAGGAUUUUUCGGCCUGUAUAAAGGUGGGUCUGCUGCCUACUUGAGACUCGGCCCGCACAUAGUCUUAAGUCUCGUCCUUAGGGAUUGGUUGAGACCGUCGCUCUAAACAAUGCUCUGAUUUUAUCUGAUGCCGGAAUUUCUCCGCUGAGAGUACAAAGAACUGACAGUUCAAAAUAUGCCAGGUUGCAACAACUCUUUUAGCAAAAAUAUUUGAAACUUUUAAAUCGCAAUUGAGCAAUUUUGUAUUAAAAAAGUAUUGUUUUGAAAGUAUUCCAAUAGUAUUAAUUGCUAAUGUCACGCUUGCACAGUUAAUACUUCUGAAGGCUCUUGAUUUUUUUUUAAAUGAGAUGGAGUGCAUGUGAGAACAUCAUCACCUCAGUGUACUGCCAUGCUGAACGCCAAAAUAAAUUUGAAUCUCUUAAAAUUGAAUACAACCUUUAAAAACACAUGCGAUUGUGAUCGGCGUCAUGCAAGGGAGGAUAAUUAUUAAAAGUGAAUUAAUCUGAAUUUGAUUGCUAAAAUUGUAUCACUUUAAAGUUGUUUUAAUCCUCUGUGCGCUUGUAAGCAAAUAAAUUAUUAUCCUAAGAAAUCGAAUAGGGAAUA
This is a messenger RNA of Cloeon dipterum, 1886 nucleotides long. Its product is annotated as solute carrier family 25 member 35-like. The record is from RefSeq and is a predicted model, not a curated record. Bases 499 to 1389 code for a protein of 296 amino acids. The transcript is spliced from 5 exons. NCBI's taxonomy places the organism in Eukaryota, Metazoa, Arthropoda, Insecta, Ephemeroptera, Baetidae.